UUUUCAGGUAGUAAAUAUCGAAUACACGGAGGAUAUUUGGGGUAAUGGGACGGGCUACUAGCCCCUCCCCCGUUGUUUUCUUCGCACAGCUGAUUUGGCUCUAGACACGUGUACACAACAGUAAAACUUUGCACUUGUGCCCUUCUCUUUGUCAGCGCUGCUUCUCUCGGCCGGUAAACCAAAAAGCUCACCGAACCCAGGCGCAGUCAUUCAGAACGGUACCUUCGCCUCUCUACUCGAGAACCGUAUCAUGGCUCACGCUCAAAAUGGUUCGGUCGGGAACUCCCCUCGGAUUUCGUCGCUCGAAUCGAGAGAUCAACUGGCUUGGAAGAAGGUUUCCUACACGACUUUGAUUUCUCUCUUGGUCGGCGUCCCAGGCGUGGUCCAGUAUAUUUCAGGCCUUCCCUGGUGGGUUUACCCUGUCACAUUCCUUCUCUGCCUUCUGCCGACUUUCGGUGCAUUUAUGAUAAUUUUUAACCGUAUUUGUGUCGGUGAACUUGGGACAAAAUGCAAUGUGAUGUCGAAAUAUGUGAAGUUCAACGACCCUUCGCUCGAGAAAAGCUACAGCAAUAGAAAAAUCCCCAUCUAUGUGUUGUACGAGUCGUAUGCCGACGGUAAGCUAGACUUCAAGAUGGAACCGCUACAAGCUUUAGAACAUCGCAAUGAAUUCACUACCUACGAACUUGGCUACUAUCACUUGAAAUUUUUUCUUUGUAAUUUUGUGCCGGAGCUGUUGUCGCACUCGAGGACUCAAGAUUGUGAGCAAGUCCGCGACCACUAUGACCGCGGCAAUGACUUCUACGAAGCAUUCCUCGGACCAAUGAUGAUCUAUACCUCUGGCAUCGUCUACAACGAAGAUGAAAGUCUAGAAGAUGCUCAGCGAAACAAACUCAGUGCCGUAUGUGAGAAAGUACAGUUGAAAAAGGGUGACAAGCACUUGGACAUCGGGUGCGGUUGGGGUACCCUAGUCAACUAUGCUGCUGAAAACUAUGGGUCAUACUCCACGGGGGUGACUUUGGCUAAAAACCAGGUGGAGUGGGGUAACAGAGUUGCCCAACUGAAGGGGGUUGAGAACCGUGUCAACUUCCUCUGCUUAGACUAUCGUGACAUUCCAAGGACCAAGUACAACAAAAUAACGUGUCUGGAAAUGGCCGAGCAUGUUGGUAUCAGGAAUUUCCAGUCAUUCCUUUGGCAGGUGCGAGAGAUGCUGGAGGAUGAUGGCGUGUUCUUCCUGCAGAUUGCUGGCCUGCGUAGGGCAUGGCAGUGGGAAGACUUCAUCUGGGGCUUGUUUAUGGCCAAAUAUAUCUUCCCAGGUGCUGAUGCUAGCUGCCCCCUGGGUUGGUUUAUCACUCAUCUAGAGCAAGCAGGAUUUGAAGUGCAAGGCACAGAGAAAAUUGGCAUCCACUACUCAUACACCAUCAACCGCUGGUAUGAGAACUGGAUGCGCCCAGAGGCCCAGGAAGCAAUGGUAAAGAAGUAUGGUCGCAUUGCUCGCAUCUGGAACAUCUUCUUGAGCUGGUCAACCAUUAUUGCUCGCCAAGGUAACUCCACUUGCACCCAAAUUGUGUGUCACAAGAACCUGAAUGGUUAUGACCGUACCAGGUUUUACCAGAAGAAAAGAAACUAAGGCAGAUUAGUUUACAUCAAAGGGUUACUCUAAGCUCUUACAAACCUGUCAAUUCUGAAAUUUCAAGUUGUUUUUGGAUUUAUUUUUAUUUUGAAGAAAGCACCCUUACUCAGUAAAUUAGUAUAACUAGUUAUGAAUUGAAAGGUAUUUAUUGAUAUUUUAAUAUCAGAAGGAAUUCUAAAAUAUAUGACAGAGUCUUAGGCAAAUUCGAAUUCCUUUUCUAUACUUUUUACUUAAGCCUAACAUUAAAAUAGCUUAGAAGCCUUAUUUCAUAAAAUCCCAAUUUCAUUACUUAUUUACAUAUUUACUUAGUAGGAGAGUUCAAACACUGACUGGUUGGUCUACUGUUUUAUAUAUAAUUUAGUGCUUCAUCCUUUAAUCUUUCAUAGCGUUUUUUGCCAUGUUUCAAUUGCAACUGACCAAUAUUAAUACUUUUCAUAAUUAUUUAGGUGUGACUUUAGCGAUUGAGUGAUUUACAAACGCUUUGUUUGCUUUAAAAGAUUCGCAAUAGUAAUUUAUUAUUGAUUCAUGGUAUACUGUGGAAUUGCAUUUACCAAUCAAAAUUAAGAUUUUGUUGGAUUCCCAUUUAAGCCAGAGAUGCUUCUAUGUAAGAAAAAAUAUUAUGACAAAUACCAUAUGUUUAUUGCUUGAAUACUUUCAAAUCAUAACUACAGACUGUCAAUCAAUUAUGAAUUAUAUAUGAAACUUGGGACCAGAUUAGAGAAACAAGAAACAUUUCCCAAUCUGUUUGAAAUACAUCAAAUUCACACUGUACCAAGUGUACCAUUGUAGAUUUCAUACCAUCGCUUUUGAGUGUUGCAACACCUUCAUUUCCUAUACAUAUCUAUAAACAAACCUGACAAUGUCAAAGCUUUAAUUAUAGUCAAUUUUUACCAGGUUAUUAAUAUUAUCUGAUGUAAUCACAUACAUUAUAGUAUAGUUUUUGAUUCAGGGAAUGGUUGAUUGGAACAAUAACUGAUUAUCAUAUUAUUUCUUUAUUUUUAUACGCCCAGGUCAUUUAAUUUAUGUUUUUUUAAUACACGGGAAAUUUGAUUUUUGAUGGAUCAAAAUAGUAAUGGUGGUUGUCUUUCCAUGUUUUCCCCUGAUGACAAUAUUUGAUUAUCACAUGUGGAUUAUCAAGAGCAAUGAAAAGAUUGCAGAUUCUAGAAUGCAUAUCUUACAUUAAAUUGUAGUCAGGAACUACAAUUGUGAUAUGUAUAGAUGUUACUAGAAGUUUGAUAUUUCAAUAUUUUUGCUAUUUAGUAUAUGGAAUUGUAAAUUGUGUCAGUUAAAGGAACAGAAUGGUGAAUUGGAUUUGCUUUCAGGGACAAUCUCAACUUAAAUGGUUCUACAUUAAGUAGCUACCUCCAUGUUAGUUUCCAUGUGACCAUUCCAUGUUUACAAAUUAUAGGACUUCCAUUGGUUCAGACAUCUACUAGUUAAUGUUCUAAAUUAAAGAUAUUUUUUAAAUUUAAAUCUCAUCUUCUUAAAUUUAUGUUAUGUCUGUUCUUUUGGAAUGUGUAUAAUAUAUUGGUAUCCCUGGGUUCUAUCUACAAACAAAUGUUCAUUUUCACUAUAAAUAUUUGGGCUGUACAAAUUGAAAAAUCUUUAAAAAUAUAGAUCCUGUAAAUUAAGUAAAGAUUUGCUAGUAGAUUUCAUAUAAAUGUUUUUGGUUAAAUAUAAAGACUGUUAGAAUAACAUAUAUUAUAUAUUAGUAUAAAUCCACUCACAUACUACCACGAAUCUCACCAAUUGAUUUAUUCCCAUACUCACUGUCUAUUGAGCCAUAAAUAGUGAGUAGCGAAAAAGUGGCGACAAAAGCGGUUAUUUAUUAUAAAAAUCAUUUAUUUGAAGGUAGUAUGUGAGUGGAUUUAGACUGAAACAAUAAGACUACUUGUUCUCGUUUUCUAUGAGUCAAAUAGUCAACUUGGCACAAUGCGCCUCGUUGACUAUCUAUUGACUCAUAGAAAACUCGAACCCACUAAUUGUUAAAUAUAUUAUAUAUAUUUCUUAUUGUAAACAUAAACAAUAAAAAUCUCAAUAUUAUAAUACUAUAUUGCAAAGAGCUAAAAACGGCAUCAGCCUUCAUGUAUGAAUAAUGUAUGAUUGCAGGCUUGCUCUCAUGACUAUGUAAGUCAUGGUCAUUGAGUAUUGCACAUAGGGGACCCACAUAGGCUCGAUUUUCAGCCAUCGCUUGGCCACAUCGGCCAUUCGGGGUCCAGGAGACCAGAUUGCGGGUUUCACAUACUGCAAAAUAGCUGGAAAUCAAGUCUAUUUUAAACAAUCAUUAAAUAGACUGAGAUCAUUGUAAGAAGAAGAUGAUGAUUAAUCCAUAGUGUCUAUGUAAUAAAUGCUUGCUAUUCAGGCUGAUUUUGUUUGUCUUUUCUUUCACCUCAAUUUCCAACUAAGGACCGAAUGUGGGUGCCCAGGUAGUAAAGGAAUAAUAAUAAUGUAUAAAUUUUUAUGGAUGAUAAGUUUUUCUUAGUGAGCUUUGGGAGAAAUUUAGUAAAAGAAAGGAAAUCAAGUUAGACUUUUUCUUUAGGUUAUAGAGUAAGCCAAGCCACUAGCAUUUUAUUGUAUUGUAUUAGAACUACUAAUAAUAGAUUGAACAAUUUAUUGUUUAACUUUAUAUUAUACAGUAUAUAUCAUAGUUGCAUAAAUUUAAUGCCAGACAUUGGCCCAGCCACUAUUUGCUAAUGAUGUAAGGUGAUACCACAGAGAUGAUGAAGGUUUCCUGUGGCAUGCAUCAUGGGGUGUAUAUCAUUCACCGUACUGUCUGGGUUAAAGUCUGCCAGUGCUCAAGAUUUAUUGAUCAUGCUUUAGAUCAAAAAUAAUUUUUAGUCUAUUGGAAUUUUAGCAAAAAAAGUAUUUUAAGUAGAUGCCAUAAGUUAUCUAUCCAGCCAUCCAUAGUGGUUUGAAUGGAUAAAAUGGUACUACUCAUCAUUAUCACUGUCCAAAAAUCUUUAGUAAAUGUGACUCUAGUAUGUAGCAAAGGGUGUAGGGAAAAAGUGUACAUAUCUAGCAGAUUACAUUCUUAUUUUCAGCUUGCUUUUUAAACAAGACAGACGUUUUUUUAUGGACUCGUGCAAUGUACACUUGCAGAUCUAAUAAAAAAAACAUCAUCAAAGUCCAA
Nematostella vectensis (starlet sea anemone) is the source of this 4760-nucleotide messenger RNA. Its product is annotated as sphingolipid C9-methyltransferase. Lineage: Eukaryota; Metazoa; Cnidaria; Anthozoa; Actiniaria; Edwardsiidae. The record is from RefSeq and is a predicted model, not a curated record. The transcript has a single exon. Gene Ontology annotation, biological process: cellular response to biotic stimulus. Bases 251 to 1627 code for a protein of 458 amino acids.